AUGCCCAAGACUCGAGCACGGCCCUCGAAGGGACGGCCCAGAAAGCCAUCUGAAGCAUCUGAAGACGUGAUAUCUAGGCGACGCGCUCAAGUCCGCGAAGCGCAGCAAUCAUACCGGUCCCGUCAGCAGUCUCAGCUUUCUUCCUUGAAAGCCCGUGUAAAGCAACUAGAAGAUGCAUUCAAUCACUUGAGUCAGACGGUACAGUCAUUCGAUGGCCAAGUACUUCAGAACGAGUCCCAGUGGUCCCAGUCUCGGCUCUUUCAGGCGGUUCAGAUGCUGUGUGACGACAUAGCAUCACAGUUCAAGUCUGCCGAUAUUUAUUUCCAAAGAUCAUCGAACAAUCAGAGGAGUGAAGAGUCGCAGGUCGCACAUGAACAACCCCAAACGCAGACCACCCAAACGUUAUCAAUCAGGACGAGAAAUGAUCGCUCUCAAUUUUGGCGCUUAUUUAGGGCAUCUUCCACGGCGAUGUUACCAUCUUAUACCGCUCAUAAUGAUCUAGUUGAACCAGGCCUCAUUCCAUUCUCACCAUCGCCUGUUUUCGAGACCAAUGUCAUUCAAUACGCUACCACCCAUUUUACCCAACGGCUGUACCGAGCAAGUGCAGAGAGUGGCCUUCGUCUUCUUUCCAAUACAUUGUAUACGGAUGAAUUUGUUGCAAAACACUUUGGUUUACUCUUACAAAGUAUGACACGAUCAGAAAUUCGAGAUUAUUUCACACGCGUUGUCAGUACACAACCGUGCAACCCGAUUGUCGACAGCCGAAUUCCGUUCAUCAGCUUGGGCGGAGCUGGAACUCAUUUGUUUUCACCAUUGAACAGUGUAUUUCAAGAUCUAUCCUCAUUCGAAAAAACAAAUGGAGUGAUUCACAUUGCUUCUGAUGAGCAAUGGCUUGACGUGCAUGACGUCGAGAGAUAUUUGUCUAGCCAAGGGAUCGUCGUGGGCGACUUUCCGCCAUCACCAUCAUCGAUGCAUCUUCUUAACGGACCAGAAUGGAACCCUCCCAACUCAGUCACCAUACAAGGGGCAUUGACUAGCACGAUGAUCAGUGUCGUCGAUGAGUAUCAGUUGAUCAAGAAAUUGAGCCUAUCUCCAAUGGACUUGGGCUGCGUGGCUGGCUUCCGCCGAUCGGAUAUCGACCAUAUCAUCUCUCAGUGCGUGAGAUGGAUCCACGUCGGGGAUCCAGGGUAG
This is a messenger RNA of Penicillium brevicompactum, 1191 nucleotides long. Its product is annotated as bZIP transcription factor. The transcript is spliced from 3 exons. The record is from RefSeq and is a predicted model, not a curated record. Gene Ontology annotation, biological process: regulation of DNA-templated transcription. Bases 1 to 1191 code for a protein of 396 amino acids. Lineage: Eukaryota; Fungi; Ascomycota; Eurotiomycetes; Eurotiales; Aspergillaceae. Gene Ontology annotation, molecular function: DNA-binding transcription factor activity.